Haliotis rufescens (red abalone) is the source of this 2654-nucleotide messenger RNA. RefSeq names its product protein phosphatase 1 regulatory subunit 27-like. Gene Ontology annotation, molecular function: phosphatase regulator activity; protein binding; enzyme inhibitor activity. Bases 854 to 1378 code for a protein of 174 amino acids. NCBI's taxonomy places the organism in Eukaryota, Metazoa, Mollusca, Gastropoda, Lepetellida, Haliotidae. The transcript has 4 exons. The record is from RefSeq and is a predicted model, not a curated record. Gene Ontology annotation, cellular component: cytoplasm.
CAUGUGGGAAGACUUUCUAGGACACAACCUGAUGAUAUCGUCAGUCACCACCUGUUAUAGCCGAUCACCAAGCGCAUGCAGUGUCCCCUUCCACCUGCAGGGUUGAGGUCACUUAAUAUAUCCACUGAGAAGACUCGGAGUGAAAAGCAGCAUUCCCGCGCUACAUAGGAUGUGAGUGUUGACACACGCCCCGAGAAGUGCUCGCUAACUUGGAGUAAGUUGAACGCUCCGCGGUGAUCGUUUCCCGUUCUACGCGUAACAGAACAGCUUGGCGGUGCUACUAGGAGAGUGUAGCGUUAGUCGUGUUUGUGUAUUUGGUGGCAUCUGCGAGAUAGGAAUACCACAAGAUAACCGUGAUAGUCCGGGCCAGCUAUCUUACCACCAAGGGGCCGACAGCUUUGCAGGAGGGGGCCAGCGCAUCGUAACCUUGUGGCUGGAGAGUGUGUGGUGUUUACAAAGAUCCAUAAUUGAAGAUAUACGCGCAUUGAGCGCGGAGUGUUUAUGCCGAGUGAGUGUACUCGUUCGCUGUUACAGAAGCAACUGUGAUCGAGUGCAGUCGGGAGUCUUCAGCUGAGCGCUGUGGAGAGACUAGCUAAUUAAGCAACUCGCUUGCUGUUAUUCCAUCGCCGCUUUCGAUUUUGUUUCCGAAGCAGGAAUCAGCUGAUCGCUUUGUGACGACGAAACAAAGAACAGUGCUGCCAAUGUCGUUCUUUGCAGGAAUCGGGUAUUGUGUUACUGUGUGGUGAAAAUCGGUGAAAAUACAUCAGUGUGCAGGGCUAUCGACUUAAGGAGGAGAAUACAGGCGUUUAGCCUGACCAAAUAGCCAUUGUCCGUGUGUUGUCUCAGAGGGACAAUGAGUCGAAGGGCUAGUUUGUUAGCUAAACAGAAUAAGUGCAAACCCAAAGUUCGAUUCCCGGAUGAGUUGGUGUUUCUGGAUAACAUAAAGGAGAAUGACCUGAACGCUGUCAGUACUAUGUUGAGGCGAGCAUCGCUCAAAGUCAACAUCAACGAAAUCAACGAUGUAGGGUUAACUCCCCUUCACCAGGCGGUGCUCGACGGAAACUGUGACGCUGUUCGCCUAUUGGUUAAUCACGGUGCUGACGUCAACAUGCUGGAUGGAGACCAUUGGACGCCUCUUCACGCAGCAUGCGCAGAAGGCCAUGCGGAUAUUGUCCGGUUCCUACUGAAAAAAGGCGCAAAUAGACGCAUCCUGACAGCCGAGGGUGAGCGUCCCCUCGACCUCGUGGACCCCACCGACGUGGACGUCAUCAGCAUCAUGCUUGCGAGCCAGGCAGCAUCACAGACAACGUUGGAGUCGGAUGAAGACCUCGACGACUCCAACGAGGAAGACUGUGACAAGGAAAAUGGCAACACGUGAUGGCGGCGACAUAUGACGACUCCAGCAGUGUACGACGGACAUUAACAUGACUGUGCACACUGGAGUAAGAAGCUCGGCGAUGCAACAGAUAAUCAGUGGUGCACAGGCUGGAGGGAGUACACAACUCCCAUGGCAAGCUCAAGGGGGAUGUCAACACAGAGGUGGCAUAGGGUCUUUUAAAUGCGUCGCUAUGAGAUACGCACACUGUGUGCAACACGAUGAAAUAGCCAGCUGGAUAGUUUAAACCCGAACCUGCGGAUUUCAUCAUACGCUUCGUUGGUGACAUAUCGUCAUCUUUAUAUAAGCUUCGUGCACAAAUGAUCUUCGAUUCACUGCUGAUCAAAUUUCAGAAUCACGUAGAACAACCGACCAACUAGAAUCGAUCACCUUUGCCAACCCAUUCCUCAUGGUCACUGACCAAUAAACAUGAGUGUUAAUUAACAAUAACAUUGUACCUAUUUGACGCACCUUCCAUGCGACCAGAGUCCAGGACUUUUGUGACCUAUUAACAGCAUUAUCAUGGCCUUCAUGGCAAGCCCUCCUGCUCAACGAUCACCUAUCAACGCACCGUGGUACAUGAACUCACGUAACAUUCUAUUACUGACUCUGAAGUUUAUUGAAACAAUGAACCUCCUUUGACUUUGACGAGUGUGUUACCGUGUGUCUGUGGUUCUUUGAAGUGAAGUGUUUGUCCUGAUUGCGACUGUCUCUGUACCCGACUCGUGGUUGUUGCUGUGACGUAUUCAUGAACCGUGUGCCGGACUUCAUGUUAAGACACUUCAUCAUUCUGCAGGAAUGGAUACAGGCUUUUCUUGCCAGAUAUUGUGUGGCGUCAAUUACCGUGGCAGCAAAAUGUGCAACAUCGUUGUCCUCGUUUAUGAGGUAGUUUGACAUAUUGUGGCUUUAGGUUAAGCCAAUGCAAUUAAAAUUCGACUGUCAGUCAAAUGAACUGUCGGGCAAAAGAAAGUAUACACCUGAGAAUUGGAUUUGACCCCAAAAUUACAAACGUUAUCUAAACGCUAUCAAACGAAGCACUGCAAACCUGAGAUCCAAACACAACUAUGAUACCGGUAUCAAAUACAUCACCAUCGAAUAACAUUUCUUGCUUGUUCAGACCGCCUUCGCGGUCUUGCGGUAGAACGUCCGGCCAGAGAGCGGAAUGUCGGGGUUCGAUCCCUAAAGACGUUAAAAGAUGAUACUUGUUGCUACCUGGCGCCUAGCAUUAAGGGGCUAAAACAAGGACUGGUCGGCUCGGAGUCUGUAUACUGUGUCUGAA